Messenger RNA from Cydia amplana, 1593 nucleotides. RefSeq names its product probable peptidoglycan muropeptide transporter SLC46. Gene Ontology annotation, molecular function: transmembrane transporter activity. The record is from RefSeq and is a predicted model, not a curated record. NCBI's taxonomy places the organism in Eukaryota, Metazoa, Arthropoda, Insecta, Lepidoptera, Tortricidae. Gene Ontology annotation, biological process: transmembrane transport. The transcript is spliced from 9 exons. Gene Ontology annotation, cellular component: membrane. The coding region runs from base 34 to 1503 and encodes 489 amino acids.
CUGUAUAUAAAAUACUCGGCGUUGUAUGUAAUAAUGGAUCAAAAACAGGAUGAAAACGUUAGUGAAAUCGAAAUGCCCAUAAGAAACCCAUGGUACAAAUACGUGUCAGUGGAACCGACCAUGUUCUUAUACAUGAUGGCCUACAUGAUCACCAAUGUCGUCGAACAAACAUUCUACGUGUUCCGCGCCUGCAACGUCGACCACGGAUACAGCGAAGAGAUCUGCUACAACAUAACAAGUUACAAAGAAAUUAAUGAACAAGUACAGGUGACAGUCUCCACGUUCCACCAAUGGAACGGCGUGGCCUGGCACAUAGUGCCUUUUGUCCUCGCGUUUUUCCUAGGCUCCUAUAGCGACAAGAGAGGAAGAAAGUGCAUCCUGCUGGCAGGGCUACUCGGGAAACUGUAUUUUUCCGUAAUGGCUACUGUUAAUACUAUGAAUGCAUGGCCGUUAAAUUAUGUGAUAUAUACGGCCACUUUUCCUAGUGCCUUAACCGGUUCGGACUUGGCAAUAUUCGCGGGCGUCUUCGCGUAUAUAGCUGACGUCACUUCGCCCGAAAAUAGAACCCUAAGAGUUGGGAUAUUAGAUGCUGUUUACUUAAGCACUAUGCCUUUGGGAGUUUUUAUUGGUAACAUUUUAUACGUGCACGUCGUGAACAGGUCAUUCACAAUAAUGUUCCUAAUCAACAGUAUUCUCAUGUUGCUGGCGACAGUACACUGUCUGUUGUUCCUGAGAUGGCAGACGAGGCUCGAGCAGUCGUCGCUGCGGGAUGCCGGCGUCACUAACCCGGUGGCGGACUUCUUUGACAUCAAAAAUGUGAAGCAAACUAUGCUCACUCUGUUUAAAAAGAGGAGUAACCACCGCACAGUAUUUUUGUGGUUCCUACUUAUAUCUAUGGCGCUGUAUACGUUCCAGAGAGACGAGAGGCCGUUCAUGUACCUGUACGUCCAAAACGUGUUCAAAUGGGACACGACCGCCUACAGCAACUUCAGGACGUACAGCAGCACAGCGUACGUGCUGCUCAUGUUCAUCGGCAUCCCACUGAUGACUAAAGUGUUCCGCUGGAGGGAUACGGUAAUAGUGAUGCUAGGAGCCACUUCCCACAUGGCCGGUCACUUUUUGUACGCGCAAGCGACCGCUGCCAAGACCCUGUACGUCGGCGGCGCAGUGGCUGCACUAGGGCCCUGUGUCGCGCCGCUCGUCCGCUCUAUGACCUCCAAGGUCCUGCCGUCUGGUGAACGAGGUGUGGCAUAUACAUUUUUAUCGGUUAUGGAGAACGCCGUGGCUAUGUUCGCCUCCAUUAUAUACUCGCAAGUGUAUAAUGCCACGCUCGGCACCAGUUUCCUGAAUGCCAUCUUUUACCUUACCAUCGGGACGCAAGCCGUUGUGUUUUUAUUUUCACUCUGUAUGGAGCUAAAUUUAAGGGGCCGGCGGCUCGAAUCACUGUUACCGGAGGACGAAAGAGAGAUAUCGGCGCGGUCUCUUAGGGCCGCUAUCAACUGACCUAGAGGUGCGGAAUUUAAUAAGCAUUCGUGACAACAAUCUUCUUCCUUGACGCUGCUACCCGAACAUACGAAACAUGUUUCAAAGUCU